ACAUGAAGGUCACACCAUCCCUCACCAUCAUCAGAGUGAGGAACUCAUUGAUAUAAAAGCCGAGGUGAAGGAGGAAGAAGAAGAGACGUAUGCGAUGGGUGAUCAGCAGAGUAUGAGGGAUGAGGUUAUGAAUCCUAAUAAAGAAGAAGAAUCUUCUCUGAAUAUUAGCACAAAUGGACAGAAUCAUUCAGAGACCAAUAAAUGUGAGAAACGUCUUAUGACAUCUCUAGGUUACACUGCAGGAGAUGGAGACAUUGCAGAAGCUCCCAGAAUAGUAAGAUUUUACUGGUUGGUAAGACCGAAGAAUCGUUCUAAUCCUGAGAAAUCGGAUAAACCCCAUACUAUGACUUCAGAUGUCCAUCUUAGAUCAACGGAUCCUUUGAAACUUGAGGAAUCUUCUGAUAAUUCCAGUACUAUGACUUCAGAUGUGCAUCUAAGAUUAGCAGAUCCUUCAAAACUUGAGGAAUCUUCUGAUACAUCCUAUACUAUGACCUCAGAUGUCCAUCCAAGAUCAAUGGAUCCUUUGAAACUUGAGGAAUCUUCUGAUAAUUCCCGUACUAUGACUUCAGAUGUCCAUCUAAGAUCAAUGGAUCCUUCGAAACUUGAGGAAUCUUCUGAUACAUCCUAUACUAUGACUUCAGAUGUCCAUCUAAGAUCAACGGUUCUUUCGAAAGUUGAGGAACCUUCUGAUAAAUCCCAUACUAUGACUUCAGAUGUCCUUCUAAGAUCAGCAGAUGCUUCAAAACUUGAGGAAUCUUCUUAUACAUCUCAUUCUAUGACUUCAGAUGUCCAUCUAAGAUCCACGGAUCCUUCUAAUCCUGAGGAAGCUUCUUAUAAAUCCCAUACUAUGACUUCAGAUGUCCAUCUAAGUUCUCACAGUGCUGAUAGAUCAACAGAUCCAUCCAAUCCCCAAAAAUCCUCUUCAGACCAUGAGGGAAUUCACACAGAAGGGAGCUCCUUGUCAUGUUUGGUGUGCAUUAAAUCAUUCACUGAGAGAAAAGAACUUCUUAAACACCAGAAAGUUCAAGAGGUUGAGCGUCCGUAUUCAUGUUCAGAGUGUGUAAAAUGUUAUUCUGAUAAAAGAAACCUUAUUAUACACCAGAGAAGUCACACCGGUGAGCGUCCCUUUUGCUGUUCAGAGUGCGGAAAAUGUUUUUCUGAUAAAGGAAACUUGCAGAAACACCAGAGAACCCAUACGGGCGAGCGUCCCUUUUCCUGUUCAGACUGCGGAAAAUGUUUUUCUGAAAGCGGAAAUCUGCUGAAACACCAGAGAACGCACACCGGCGAGCGUCCCUUUUCCUGUUCCGACUGCGGAAAAUGUUUCUCUGAGAAAGGGAACUUGCUGAAACACCACAGGAUUCACACGGGCGAGCGUCCCUUUUGCUGUUCAGAGUGUGGGAAAUGUUUUCUUUUAAAGGGACACUUUCAGAAACACCAGAAAACACAUCGGCGGGAGGGUCCCUUUUCCUGUUCAGAGUGUGGAAAACGCUUUUCUAAAAAAAAAGAAAGCUUUCGUAAACACCUGAGAACUCAUAUGGGAGAGAGCGGAAAAGGCUUUUCUGACCAGACAAAUCGUCAUAGACACAAAAAAAAGACACACUGAUGACCGUCCAUAUUUAAGUGUGGAAAAUAUUUUUCCAAGAAAAAGAGGCUUUUGAAGGGGACUGAAUGUUAGCCUCUUGGGCCCCCAGAAUUUGGAGCUACAAGCAUUUAGGAAGAUGUUCUGUUAUUUAAUGCAAAAGGACAGUAUUAAAAAAGCCAUGAUGGACUCGGCCAGCUUGGGACUCGAAGCAGAUGCUGAUGUCAUCAGCAUGCCACCUGUCUGGGGGCCCCCUGUCAUAAUGUGUUUAUU
Messenger RNA from Rana temporaria (common frog), 1852 nucleotides. Its product is annotated as oocyte zinc finger protein XlCOF22-like. The transcript is spliced from 3 exons. Bases 95 to 1603 code for a protein of 502 amino acids. Gene Ontology annotation, molecular function: DNA-binding transcription factor activity, RNA polymerase II-specific; RNA polymerase II cis-regulatory region sequence-specific DNA binding. Gene Ontology annotation, biological process: regulation of transcription by RNA polymerase II. NCBI's taxonomy places the organism in Eukaryota, Metazoa, Chordata, Amphibia, Anura, Ranidae. The record is from RefSeq and is a predicted model, not a curated record.